AUGAAGCUUGCUUUCUUCGCCAUCAUCUGUUUGCGCCUGGCGGAGGCCAUUCGUGUGCAGGAUAUACCUUCUUGUGCGCAAGGAUGCUUGGGUAAUUCGACAGCUGCGCAGUUAUCAUGCGCGGUGAUCGACAUCGCCUGCCUCUGUUCGUCUACAGCAUAUGUCAGUGCCUUGUCAUGCUGUCUGUAUCAAUCAUGUUCCUCUGAGGAACAAGCCAUUGCGAUUCAAUUUAACCAGCAAGAGUGCGAGGCGGUCAAUCGAACGGCACCGGACUUCGUUGGCUGUUCGCCUGCUGGCCUUUCAAGCGCCCUUGCCAGUGCCAGUGCCGAGCAAGCCACGAGACCGCCCUUCUCGAACACAGCGACCUCAAGGACAGCGACCAGUACUUCGUUGUCCCAAAGCGUGUCCACAAUCACUGGAGAUGUCGUGCUGGAAACUCCACCAUCUCAGACCACGAAGAAACUCACCGCCCAGUUUGCAGGCCGACCACUGAUGACAGGGAGCUGUACUGUCCCUUAUUUUGCGCUGGCGUCUGAUGCAGCAGGAAUGGUCACCCAGUACCCAGUCAUUGGUUGUUCAGAAGGCCGGCAGGAUUGCUGUCCAUACGAUUCUGAUGUGGAUGCGGUGCUCACCCAAUGUCCUCAAGAUCAUUUCACCACGGCAGGAGCCUGCUGUCCACUCGGUUACCAGAUAUACUAUACGGCCAUCGGAGCCGAGACGCCUUGUUAUUCAGAUCCAGUCACCAAAUACAUACCAGCGUCAACGCCCACGGUAGCAGGACUGAGUGUGAUUACAGACCACGUAUUUGCACAGAAAUAUGCUGUGGUCUCACCGUCCAAGGGAGGCAAGGACAUCCCUACUGGAGGCAAAAUCGGCAUUAGUGUGAUGGGCGUGAAUGCUGUACUUAUCAUCAUCGGGGUGAUCUGGUAUACGAGGAGACGCAAAGCCAAGAGAAUGGCAAAAGAGUCAGCUUCCACCACAUACCCACCAGUGGAACCGACCCUCCAAAUGUCUCGAGCACCGACAGCACACGAGCUGGACAGCCCAAAUUCGGGUAAUCAGUCCGCUGGGAUACCAUCAGCCGCCUGGCCGCCCAUUCCCUCCGUGAUACCACCACCAGCAUACGACGUGACUAAAGGGCGACCAGUGGCAGUAUCCAGCAAGCCUCCCGUGCCACAGGAACUGCCAGGAAGCACCUUCAUCUAUGAACAUCACCCUGCAUUCUCAGCAUCGACACCUGCUGGUAGUGAUGUUCCCAGUGAGCUGUCGCCUACUACGCCUCCAAGAACACCAACGCAGAGUGCAGUGGAUAGCGAAAGGAAGUCACCCUUGCUAUCUCCUGGGACGUCUCGGGCUGGUGCGCAGAGCCCACCAGUUAUUUCUCCGUUAGCAUCUCCAAAGUUGACAUUCUCGGAGACUUGA
Molecule: messenger RNA, 1422 nt
Organism: Exophiala bonariae
Lineage: Eukaryota; Fungi; Ascomycota; Eurotiomycetes; Chaetothyriales; Herpotrichiellaceae
Exons: 4
Coding region: 1-1422 (473 amino acids)
Source: RefSeq, a predicted model, not a curated record